AUGCCCUCUCAAGAAAUAGGAAUUCCUAUCCCAAACGUACCGCAUGCAGUUUCUGUAACUUUGCCCACUUGGGAAGCCACAGUGGGGUAUGAAGAAGGACAGGAAUGGGUCACCAGUAAGAUGAACUCUGGGUACCCAAGAUUUUUUAUUCACCAGAUCAUUCAAAAAUUAUGCCGCAAACUCGAAGCAAAGUAUGGACGUGAGGGUGAAGCGUGUCUAGUAUUUCCAAGCUACAAGGUUGCAAAAAGGUGUCGUCAGUUCAUCAAAGAGAAAUCGGAGAAUAGCCCACAUGUCAGGGUUUUACAAUUGAGUACAAGCGAGCCCGCCAAUGAUUAUGAGCGGUUAACCAAAGUCGGAACAACCAUUGGAGUGGUGUUUUUCCCCAAAGAUUUAUUUCCGUUGGCAAAGAAUUAUUGGCAACACUCAGGUGAAGUUAUCAGCUCGCGAAUGGGAGAGUACGUUUUGAAGGAAUUAUUUGAGAAUGAUAAGGAUCUUCACGGUUUGAAGGGAAACUGGAAACAAGCAUUACAAGCACAAAAGAUUCAAUCGAGAUCGCCAUCAAUUUCGGCAUCUCGAGCUAGCGGUCGCAGCUCCGAUAGUCAGGUGAACGAGGAGGUGGAGAAAGAGUUCAAUACUUUUAUCGAACAAAAGUAUGGGCGGGUAUUGGACUUUAAGUUCGCAAAAGAAGCCAAAAGGGCAUUAAAGAGGCGUAUUUGUGGGAAAGUUGACAAGGAAAAUGACCAUGAUUUAGAGGACAUCGAGCACCUGAGAAGAGGAAAGCAGUUGACUCCAUCUGAUGUGUACUUGUGUCCGUCAGGAAUGGCAUCCAUAUUCUUUGCACACUACUCAUUGUUGAAUAUAUCUGAAGAGCAGCAAAUUUCGGUAUGUUUUGGAUUCCCAUACACUGAUACGUUGAGUAUUUUGAAGAAAUUUGGUCCAGGAGUUAAAUUUUUGGGAAUGGGUGACGACGAGUCUUUGAACGAGUUGGAAAAAGAGUUAGAAGAAGGGUUGGAAAUUAUGGCAUUGUUUUGUGAAUGCCCUUCCAAUCCUUUAUUGAAAACACCAAACUUGAAAAAGAUUAAGGAGUUGGGGGAUAAAUUUGGUUUUGCCAUUGUUGUGGAUGAAACUGUGGGUAACUUUAUAAAUAUUCAUGUUUUGCCAUAUGCUGAUAUGGUUGCAUCGUCAUUGACUAAGGUGUUCUCGGGAGAUUCGAAUGUACUCGCCGGCUCUCUCAUUUUGAAUCCAUCGUCAAGGUACUAUCUGAGGUUGAAACAAUUCUUUGAUAAGGAAUAUGAGGAUUUAUUUUGGGAUGAAGAUGCAUUGUGGUUGGAGCGUAACUCUAGAGAUUUUGUUGAUCGUGUUCGCAUCAUUGAUGCCACUACGGAAAAAGUUGUUGAUUUACUUGUCAACAAUUCAAAGAUAUCUCGGGUUUACUAUCCAAGUAUUGGUCCUUCAAAACAGUACUAUGACGAAAUCAAGAACGAGAAUGGUGGCUAUGGAGGGUUGGUUUCGUUUCUAUUUCAUAAACCUGAUGAUGCUGUCUCUUUUUUCAACAGGGUUGAUCUUUAUAAGGGGCCCUCUUUGGGUACUAAUUUCACAUUGGCUUGUCCUUAUGCAAUCCUUGCCCAUUAUCACGAGUUGGAUGAGAUAGCUCAGUGGGGUGUCGAUAAAAAUUUGAUUAGAGUUAGUAUCGGAUUGGAAGAUGCAGAUGAGUUGUUGGAAGUGUUUAGAAAGGCCCUAGAGUGA
Lodderomyces parapsilosis is the source of this 1746-nucleotide messenger RNA. It is a transcript of the gene STR2, whose product is annotated as cystathionine gamma-synthase. The coding region runs from base 1 to 1746 and encodes 581 amino acids. The record is from RefSeq and is a predicted model, not a curated record. NCBI's taxonomy places the organism in Eukaryota, Fungi, Ascomycota, Pichiomycetes, Serinales, Debaryomycetaceae. The transcript has a single exon. Gene Ontology annotation, molecular function: pyridoxal phosphate binding; cystathionine gamma-synthase activity. Gene Ontology annotation, biological process: transsulfuration.